Sapajus apella (tufted capuchin) is the source of this 2013-nucleotide messenger RNA. It is a transcript of the gene EFNA4, whose product is annotated as ephrin A4. Gene Ontology annotation, cellular component: plasma membrane. The coding region runs from base 848 to 1453 and encodes 201 amino acids. The record is from RefSeq and is a predicted model, not a curated record. Lineage: Eukaryota; Metazoa; Chordata; Mammalia; Primates; Cebidae. Gene Ontology annotation, biological process: axon guidance; ephrin receptor signaling pathway. Gene Ontology annotation, molecular function: ephrin receptor binding. The transcript has 5 exons.
GGGCGGGAGUACCAGAAUAGGUCGGCGUGUGUCCCCGGGAUGCUCGCGGCUUACCUCUGCCCAGACUGGGGUGGCUCUCGGCGCAAUCUGUCAAGCUGUUGGACCUGCCGUCCCCGCUCUGACCAUUUGCUGAGAAAAGUGGAUCUGGCAGAUGUUCUCAAAGCCCCGGAGCCAGGGCGGAGCGGGGCGGCGGCUCCCACGAUCCCAAGGCCGCGCACCUGCCUCCUCCCUCUCCGCCGCCGCCACCUGAGGGAUCGGGAACAAAGGUGCUUUGUACAGGCCGCAACCACCUCAUUACUUCGUCUUCGGGACUGGGGCUGCUUGGGCCCCCAGCCCAGAACGAAGGUGUGGGGCGGCAAAGGACAAACGCCAAUCCCAAAAUCUGCAAAGAAAACGGGGCAGUGUAUGAAGGUGGUUGGACAGGGUUCACGGAUCCUCGUUCACGCCUCACUUUCCCCUAUCUGGGCAAAGGUUAUGUGUCCUUAUGUAAAAUCUUCCAAACUUCUAAUAAGGCAAUCUACCCUGCACUAAAGCAGACACGAAAGCACGACCUCCCUAUAAAUACUGCGGAUGGAAUACGCCCUUCCUUGCAGUGCUGUGCAGCCUCAGCGGAAGCUUAGGCGAACCCAGCGCGCACUGCGGCGCACAGAGGGUUAACUAGAGUUGGCGCUGGGUGGAGAGAAGGAGACGCGCUCCCAUUGGCGGAAAGUUAUCCAGGGGCGGGUCUGUGAAUCUGCGCACCCCACCCCCCUUUCCACAACCCCCCACUUCACUUUGUACCUUUCUCGCCUCGACUGUGAGGCAGGCCGGGACCUGCCGGGCCAGACCAGACCGGACCUCGGGGGCGAUGCGGCUGCUGCCCCUGCUGCGGACUGUCCUCUGGGCCACGUUCCUCGGCUCCCCUCUGCGCGGGGGCUCCAGCCUUCGCCACGUCGUCUACUGGAACUCCAGUAACCCCAGGCUGCUUCGAGGAGACACCGUGGUGGAGCUGGGCCUCAACGAUUACCUAGACAUUGUCUGCCCCCACUACGAAGGCCCAGGACCCCCUGAGGGCCCUGAGACAUUUGCUUUAUACAUGGUGGACAGGCCAGGCUAUGAGGCCUGCCAGGCAGAGGGGCCCCGGGCCUACAAGCGCUGGGUAUGCUCCCUGCCCUUCGGCCACGUCCAAUUCUCAGAGAAGAUUCAACGCUUCACACCCUUCUCCCUGGGCUUUGAGUUCUUGCCUGGAGAGACUUACUACUACAUCUCGGUGCCCACUCCAGAGAGUUCUGGCCAGUGCUUGAGGCUCCAGGUGUCUGUCUGCUGCAAGGAGAGGAAGUCUGAGUCAGCCCAUCCUGUUGGGAGCCCUGGAGAGAGCGGCACAUCAGGGUGGCAAGGUGGGGACACUCCCAGCCCCCUUUGUCUCUUGCUAUUGCUGCUGCUCCUGAUUCUUCGUCUGCUUCGAAUUCUGUGAGCCAAGCAGAACUUCCCUCUCACCCCAAAGAGCCAGAGCCCUCCCAGGACCCCCUGGAGGAGGAGAGAUCCCUGCCGCCUGCACUGGGGGUACCAAUCCACACCAACAAGACGGAGCAUUGAUGGGGGAGAUCAGAGGGUCUGAGGUGACCGUUGCAGGUGCCUGUCCCCUCAUCAUAGACUAAAGAAGAACUGCAGGCAGCCCUGGACACCCUGAAGCACAAGAAAGACAAACAGAGGUGUUUUGCAGGCUGUUCUGAGGGACUCAACCUAUCCCCCAGGAGGACUGGGAUUUGGUACGAUCAGAUCAAGCCAGCUGAGGGCCAAGGCUGAAGACCUGGGGACAGGUGGAUUGCUGGACCAGGGCAAAGAAGCAGCCCUGCUGUCUGUGCUCUGUGGACCUCUUCCCUGGGGCAGCACCUUGCUCCCCCCAGGGGGUCACUUCUUGUCUUCUAUGAAGACGGACUCUUCAUGAGGUUGAAUUUCAUGCCAGUUUGUAUUUUUAUAAGUAUCCAGACCAAACCUUCAAUAAACCACCCAUCUUUCUGUUGCCCUCCUCAA